Molecule: messenger RNA, 2682 nt
Organism: Penaeus indicus
Lineage: Eukaryota; Metazoa; Arthropoda; Malacostraca; Decapoda; Penaeidae
Product: vascular endothelial growth factor C-like
Exons: 9
Coding region: 218-1192 (324 amino acids)
Biological process (GO): positive regulation of cell population proliferation; positive regulation of protein autophosphorylation
Cellular component (GO): membrane
Molecular function (GO): growth factor activity; growth factor receptor binding
Source: RefSeq, a predicted model, not a curated record
GCGCCAGCUAUCUGGACUCCGCUCCUCUCCGGUGUAAGACGUGCCGCUCCCUCGAGACUUUGUGGCGUCGUACUUUGUGAUUUAAAAGAUUCUGAAACUCUGUUACCGGCCGAAAGAAAAAGUUAUCAAAAGCGGAUUAGUGAAAAAAAAAAACGUGAUUGGCAGUGUUGCAAAUCUCGUGUGACAGUUUAGUGAGAGUUAAUUGCUUGUUUCCAAGAUGUCGGCGUCACUUAUUAUCAGCAACAGAAGGCUGUGCACAGUGGUGAUGGGGUGCGUCCUCCUGGCCAUCACAUCGCCCAUCGAGGCCAUCCCCACGGUCUUCAACAACGAUGUCUACCUCAAUCCCGUUCCGACAGCGGCGCAGCAGGAUUGGCCUCUCGAUCUGGUGAGAAACAUGAGCCAGACAACAGACCUAAGGGAGUUUAUCAUGAAAUUUGUUGAGGACGAGAGAAUCUGCACGUCAAAAACCAUCUAUGAACUGAUUGUCGGAAAGAACACCUCGGACAUCUCCGGUCACUUGUGGUGGAACAAGCGGUGCGGAGGCAACCGCGGCGGCAUCAAGACGGUCUCUCCGCUCUCCGAAAGUACGUUGAUCAGAUACCGUCGCAAAAGUUCAAAUCGUAGAAGUACCUCGCAGUCCCCUGACAUGUCUGCAAGUGAACGCAAGAAACUCGACAAACUGAUACAGAACAAGAACGUGAAGUGCAAGCCCAAGAAGGCCGUGGUGGAGCUCCCCAACGAUGAGAAGCCGUUGGUGAUACUGAAGCCGUCGUGCGUGUACAUCAGGCAGUGCGGAGGCUGCUGUGACUCGCCGCUGCUGGAGUGUCUCCCCGAGUUAGUCAAGGAGCGCAAGUUCAAGGUCCUCGCCUUCGAGAAGAAAUUUAACAACAAGGUACAAUUCCAAAGCAAUCAGACUCUCAAGACAGUCAGGGUUCAGGAACACAAGAGAUGCAACUGCCUGUGUAAGGAGCGCGCAGAACACUGUACAGAACAUCAAGUGUACGAUGAAGGUGCCUGUAGGUGCACCUGUCCUGCAGAUGUUAGCAAGUCCUGUUCAAAUGGAAAGAUUUGGGACGAGAAGAAGUGUGCGUGCGUGUGUAGCGACGUUUCCGAUUGCACUACUGGCAGAUACUUCGACAACAGCACCUGCAGGUGCGAGGAUCCCCAGUAUAAAGAUGUUUACAUCUCAUAACCUCUGAGUGUGAGACACCACGACUCCUCACAAACCUUUACGUUGCUCCACUGACCGUGUCGCUUCCCAUCCUUCUGUCAGUGUUGCUCUCUGCUCGUCUGAAACGACCCGAUGACCUGGUCGCCAGCUCUCGUGGGCCAGGUCACGUUUCAAGGCUGGUGUUGGCUGACUUUAACCCUUCAAAGCACUCGUGACCUUAGGGUUGUCCCUGUGGAUUAACUUUGGCACCUUUGUUCGACCUUGGUUUUCUUACUAAUCUACAUGGAACUUUUUUUUAGAAAAAUCAUUAACAUCAAUAACUACUCUGUGACAUAGUCCUAACUUUCAACAUUCUAGCCUACUUACAAGUUCGCCUAUUUUUCUCCGAUUCUGACAUUCCAGUCGAUAAAGACGUCAGGUAGUAUCCUUAGUCACCUAAUUUAAUAAUCAUCUCUGUCCCUGUGUACCAUGAAGUCAGUCCAUCGAAGAUCAAUGUUAAUGUCAACUAUGUAAACCAAAAAUGUCACUUGUGGAGAUUUGACGCACAAACGGAUCACGGGCGACACGGAAUGCUCAUAUGCCCUGCUGUGCUCCCUGUGUAGUGUCAGGCUCCCUGUCGUCCUCCCCAGCAUGGCUUCCUGUAGCCCAGGAUGCGCCCUGGUGCUUACGUGUUGACCCAACCAUGUCCUUGUCCCCUUUCCAGAUGUCUGAGGACUUGACUCGCAUUCCAGACCGCCUUGUGGCUGAGUGUCCCGGCCCCCACCCCCCCACACAAGCCAAAGGUCUCGGCCCAGCUGGACUAGGAGCUGAGCACUGAAUUUUGAUCCAUUUAAGAAAUUAUCAGCAGUCUAGAAUAAGGUAUAUCUUGCAAGCAAGAGAAACGAAGAAAAAAUAAAAGCUUCAUCAAGUGAUAUACCACACAUAGCACUACAUGUAAAGAUUGUAUAGCCCCGUAUGGAUUACAAUUUACAAAAUCCAUAUUCCUUUUUACUGUGAUUAUUUAGUCAUUAGUUUAAUUUAAGUGUUAACUUGUCCAAGCGACGAGCCGGAUGUCUGUUUCUUAAGAGAAGUUAUAUUUCCUUUCAUUCUCCUGCCGAUCUCGGGUGUUUUUUCUCAGAAGACCAAUAUCCGCGCGUUGCAUCCCUAUGGCACGCGCUGGGCCUGUUCUUUCCAUCGAUAUUGUAAACAUUACGAACUGUCCUUUUGUUCCCCAUUGAUUUGACCUGAUUUUCUUUCAUGGAUUUAUAGGGAGGUAUUUGUAUUUAAUCUAUAUUUAUUUUAAUGUAUUAUAUUUUUAUAUCAAAUCAUUACAUGUGUAGGAAGUGUAACCUUGUGAGGUAGAGAGAGAGAGAGAGAGAUAAAUAUGAAUACGAGAAGAGUGAACGUGCGAAGUUGUACCAGGAGAGGCGGUAAUGGCCUCUCGCUAGUCACUGUGGUACAAUAUUUAUAAUUCCUUAUUGUAUACCGUUUAGUGUCAUUUAUUAUUGGAAUAAAAGGUUUGUUACAAUGAA